CAACUGUGAGCUGAGCAUAAAUGUGCCUCACAAGCUGCGACAUGCAGCUAAAUAUUUACAGAAAACAUCGGGGAGGGAUUCCAAAAUUGGGAAAGAGAUUUAUAUUUGCAGUCAACAUGAUGGUAACAAUUAGAUGUUGGGCUGCAGAUGUAUUAUUGCUCAACUCUUCUGAACUCCCUCCUCCGAAUGGAAGUGAUUUACUAACGGGGGGGUGUAUAAAAACCCGGGAGGGUUUGAGCUGUCGCACUUUUUGGUUCAUCAUGGACAGAACUGUGCUGCUGUUCCUACUGGCCGUGCAGGUUUUCCUGAUCAUCACGGCCCUCCGCUCUGCAGACGCGGCUGCUCUGCCUGCCGAUGAGCAUCAGCAACAACUGCAGACUCUGCAUCCGGAAAAAGUCCAGGUCCAGAGAAUGAGGAUAACAGCCGACAAACAAAGACUACCCCACUGUGCCUUCUUUAUCGGAGGAUGUUCACUAGUUGGCAAGGUUGACUUUGAUGGCAAUCUAAAACCAAAACCAACAAAAGCAAAGCCCCUACGAGAAAUCAAACGGUGAAAGAAUGUGAAUAUUUUUGUAACCGAUUCUGCAAAAGGGCUCGGCUGUGCUCCCGGCGGUGGGAGUGCCAUAUGAAUCAUUCUCAGAUAUAUUAUUUUGCCAAGUGGAGGAUGGACCAAUAGGAGGAGAACUAGAAUCACCAAAAGCACAGACCAAGACAAAAACUAUUCCUAAAUACUCUCUGUACCUGUUGUUUUAUUAUGGGAAGAUGUGUUACUUGUAUUAAGCUACAUUUAUAUAAAUGGUCCAUAAUCCUCCUAAUGCCUUUGUAACAAAAAUGAAAUAAAAUAAAAAUAUACAUUCAUCAGAAAUUAA
Menidia menidia (Atlantic silverside) is the source of this 869-nucleotide messenger RNA. NCBI's taxonomy places the organism in Eukaryota, Metazoa, Chordata, Actinopteri, Atheriniformes, Atherinopsidae. The record is from the annotation of a GenBank genome assembly.